Messenger RNA from Fimicolochytrium jonesii, 2552 nucleotides. RefSeq lists its product as uncharacterized. Gene Ontology annotation, molecular function: histone binding; protein heterodimerization activity. NCBI's taxonomy places the organism in Eukaryota, Fungi, Chytridiomycota, Chytridiomycetes, Spizellomycetales, Powellomycetaceae. The transcript has a single exon. Gene Ontology annotation, cellular component: nucleus. The record is from RefSeq and is a predicted model, not a curated record. Bases 184 to 2409 code for a protein of 741 amino acids.
CUGGGAUUUCCGCAUCGCACGUUUUUGGGGGAUAGACAUUGGAGGUUCAGCAAGGGUUGACAAAGCUCAAUAGCCUUAUCUCGCUUGAGACUCGCCGUGUAGUUCAAGAGAAACUCUUUCCGCUACGACCUUGGACCUAUUUGGCGGCUAAGUCCGCGCAGGACCCUCCGCACUUCGGACACCAUGAAAGGCGAGGGCCCGCGGUCAAGCUAUCUAUCUCGCACUUGUCUGGAGACGAUAUGCCCGGAAGCUCCAACGAUAACCGCUGAGGAAGUGCCUGAGCGUCGGUAUCAGUCUCAGCAACGGUUAAAAAAGGCGUGGGAGAGCAUCUUUGAGAAGUAUGGGAGGGAAUUCGAGGACGCGGACGAAAUCGAUAUCACUACUGGCGCAAUCGUGGUCGACAAGGGCUUCAUUCGGCGGUCAAAAGUGAAGGAAUUUGGGUUUGCCUUUUUCCCAGCUCCGGUGAAAUUGGAAGAUUCGGACACUGAUCUCGUUUCCGCGACCGACGAGGUGGAGGCGUCUGAAUCGGGACAGAGUUCAGAAGCUGCGGCAGAACCGCGGAAGCGGGAUGAACCGAUUGUCGAAAUUGGACUGAAGAGGGAGACCAAUGCCAUCUCUCCAAAACGGUCCUCAAUGCGGCGAUGCGAAAUCAUCGUGGACGAGUUCACAUCUGCGAUCUCGAUGAAAAAAGCAGAUUUGAAUCCGAGAAAGCCAUUCCGGUCGCCCACUCCCGUCCCCUCGGCCAAAUCAAACGUAAGAGUCGAAAUCGAAAUUGAAGAACGACCCUGGUUGGCUCCGAACGCCACAGAAAAGAAGUAUCCACCACAUCGGAAAUUAGAGAUCAGCAAAGAAGAAUAUACAGCGCAACCACCGCGUCUUCAAAGGAGUACCCACCCGACAAGUAGUCGGGCAGUCUCGAAGUCAGAUACAUCAACUCUCGCAAGGCCUGGGCCACCCCAGCACCUAGCACGAAGCAAUGGCGGAGUAAGAUCCUCCACGAAAUCAUCAGCGUCCAAAGCGAUCGAACACCCACCUGCAUUGCAGGAGCCGCUGGUUUCCGUGGAAAGUACACCGCCCAUUUGCGAUACGAAAUCUUCAUCUAUCAAACGAGAAACAAACUACCGAAGCUUUGUGCAUACUUUAAAGCACGACGCGUUGUCUCUGCCAGAAGUCGAGAUUGUGUCUGUCAUGGCUGCACCCGGUGCUUUCCGUCGGAGAGCGCGCAGUCGCCAAAGCGGCGCUGGCAUUGGCAGGGCAAAAGGGGGGUGGGAUGUCCCACCGCCAGGACCUAUGCUGGAGUUGUCAUUAGGGGACAGUAUGCCGUCGAGUGCCCAAAUUACGGACUCGCCGUCAACAUCUACGUUCAUCUGCAAAUCGGAAGUAGAUGACCAGAUAGGCAGCGCCAGCGCUGGAAGCAAUGCCAGCCCGUCUCUGAUUUCCACAACGCCUUGCAAACGGGAAGAACAAGAUGACACAGACACAUCUUCUGCUGAGGCGAAGAAGCUAUCGUGUCUCCUUCCAAGUCCGGCCCCAUCUAUCGCACUCUCCAUUCAUCGGGACGAUCAGCAUCUAGGUGCAGCGAUUAGCAGCACGAAAGUAGUUAAACCUUCCACUCUUAUCACAAGGCGAAGGAGCUCCGCACAGCCGGAGGAGCGAGGACGGAGGAAACAGACACCUGUGCUAACAGACACCAAACCGCCGCGACCAUCCCGCGCCUGUAAGAACAUUGAUCGUGAUGCGUACAAGUUCAGACUGGCCUCGCAUUACUCACGCUCGGCGGUGACACGCGAUGUUGGGAAGGGCGAUAAAACGGACUGUGCGAAAGGGGAAUCUCAGACGCCGGACGCUGUUCACUCAUCGACUUCGUAUAGGUUUCCGGAUCCAGUGUCCUACAGCGAGCCGAUGGGCCUGACCCAGUCCACAGACACAGGACAUACGGCUCCCUCUCCUCGUUCCCGCAAACGAAAACUUCCAUCCCACCCAGGAGCUUCAGCCUCCCCGCGGAAGCGCGUAUGCGUAGCGACGGACACAAAAGCCAACGACCCCAAUCCGGCAGCAUCUCCAUUCGGCACCAUCCCCUCCACACCAAACAGACAAAGAAGUGCGAUGCCAACCCCACCUUGCGAAUCCGAUGAAGAAAGCGCGUUUGAGAACAUGCUCCCCGCCUCAGCAUUCCCUACGCCGCGUUUCCACCUCACCACCCGUCAGGCUCUGUUGGCCAGAUCCGCCACAGGCUCAUCCGCAUCCCCAAAACCGGCCUCCACCUCCCGGUCAUCAAUCGAAACAAAGAUCAUCCCAAACCGCACGACAGCGCUGAAGAUACCCACGAUGCGAAUGAAGACAUACGCGCAAGUGGUGUUGACCACCAUAGAUUUAACAACGGAUGAGGAUCCGCUAACGAUCUGUUAGAGGGUUUGAAAGAAGGAAAUGGCGCUGCUCGGACUUGGGGUGUUCGCGCGGCUAUCGCCGCGAAUGGAAGAAACGUGUGGGGGAAGUGUAUACCAUUUUUGUAAUAUAUUUUGUAAUGGAACUCUUUUGUACAGACAUAGCCG